Xenopus laevis (African clawed frog) is the source of this 2284-nucleotide messenger RNA. RefSeq names its product lamina-associated polypeptide 2-like. The record is from RefSeq and is a predicted model, not a curated record. The coding region runs from base 423 to 1751 and encodes 442 amino acids. Lineage: Eukaryota; Metazoa; Chordata; Amphibia; Anura; Pipidae. The transcript has 2 exons.
AGUGAAGGAAGUGUUUUAUCACCUUUUACUGGCACCAGAGGGGGUUUGCCUCAAAGUCUCCGGAGCCUUGUCUUUAGGAGAGAUCUCCAUUAGGAGAUAAUGGCCUUUCGUUGCCCAUAGCUGCAGUAAGACGCGAAGCCGUUAGGCGCAUGCGCAGUAAGACGGUUGCAGAGCUCUUCCUGGACGCGUUGCUUGGAUACGCGCCGGUGACGUCAUCACGCUGUGUUUUGGCGCCAGCGUUUUUAAAUCAGCGUCUGUGUUCCCCAUUUGCUGCCUGUUAUCCAGACGCUGUUUUGGCUGUUUAUGCCCUGAGCCUGCUACUAUUUGCCUCCACAACUGCAGUAAGUAAUCUGCCUACUGGGGAUGUUUGGUAUGUAUUACCUUUACUUAUGGGUGUAUUCUGCUUAUGUUUUAGCUGACCCAUGAGUUCUAGACGAUCUAGAUCCGCUGCCAGUGGGAGUCCACAUCAUAGGCAUUCUGAUAGAAGAAGAGAUGAUGAUCGUGGGAGGGAGAAGUCUUGUAGAAAGGAAUGUAUUUUCUGCUCUUUGCCUGCACUUCAGGAUAAAAAAGUUUGUCAGAGCUGUUUUGAUCAAAAUAAUACCUCCCAGUCUUCUGAGCAAUUCAAUAAUUUCAUGUCAUGGAUGAAGGAUUCCUUUAAUAAAUCUAUGUCUGACAUGGUUGAAAAAGUAACAGAUAAUGUACUUGCUAAAGUUUCUGCCAAUCAACCAUCCACUUCAUAUGCUACAGCAGAUUUAGCUGUUCACAUUCCUGACGAUAGUGUCUCCUCUGAUUCACAAGAGGAAGGGGAAGUGGAUUCAGAUGAUGAGUUGUUUAAUACAUCUUUCAUAGAGCCUUUAAUUCUGGCCAUGAGGAAAACCCUUAAUUUGGAUGUUCCUUGUGAACCUUCUUCCCAACCAGACCUGAUGUUCAAAUCUUCCAAAAAAAGCAGUGUCUUUCAUAUUCAUGAUGUUGUCAAAGCCACAAUUAAAUCUGAAUGGGAUGUUCCUGAUAAAAGAUUUUUUCUGUCUAAAAGGAUGAAAAAGAUGUAUCCUUUUCCUGAGGAUCAAGUUAAACAAUGGGUAUUACCCCCUAAGGUUGACGCUUCGAUCACCAGGGUGGCAAGAAGAACAACCUUGCCUGUAGAUGAAGGGGUCUCCCUAAAGGAUCCUAUGGAAAGACGGCAGGACUCCAUCCUUAAAAAAGCCUAUAGUGUUUCAGGAUCUAUUUGUAAACCGUGUGUGGCUAUUACCUCCUUAGCUAGAGCUAAUAAGAUCUGGUUAAAUAACGUUGUUGAAGCCUUACAGCAAAAGGUCAGCAGAGAGGAAAUUCUAAAUUCCCUUCAUGAGAUUCAAUUAGUAAAUGAUUUUUGUGCUGAAGCUUCUAUGGAUAUCCUCAAGUUGGCGGCUAAGGAAAUGAGUCUGGUGGUGGCAGCUCGUAGAUCCCUAUGGCUCAGACAUUGGUUUGCUGAUACACCAUCUAAGCAUAACCUUUGCUCCCUCCCCUUUGAAGGAGAUCUUCUUUUUGGUCCAAAAUUGGAGAAUAUUAUCUCUAAGGCGUCGGCUGGCAAAUCAGCCUUUCUACCCCAAGAUAAGAAAGAGAGAAGAACAACUUUCAGGGGUAACAGACCUUCAUUUAAAGAUGUCAAAGCUUACCGCCCAGGCAGAAAUUUUCAGAGGCAAUCCUGGAAGACUAAGCCUCAGCCCUUUCAGGUUAAGAAGGAUUCCAAACCUGAUAGAAAUAAAUCCUUCUGAAGGUUUGCGAGCCCUUCAGUUUCCUGUGGGGGCCAGGCUUUCACAAUUCAAAACUGUUUGGGCUCAAACUACGACAGACCUCUGGGUAUCAGAGGUAAUUUCAAGAGGAUACCAAAUAGAAUUCAUAAAAAUUCCUCCUUUUUCUCGCUUCCAAAAGUCAGCAGUUCCAAAAACAAAGGAGGCUCUGCUUGCCCUCAAGGGUAUUCUGAAUCAACUUCUGGUGAAGAGAGUGAUUAUCCGUGUUCCUUCCACCCAAAGAAGGAAAGGAAUUUUUUCUCCUUUAUUUCUUGUAAGAAAAAAAUCGGGAGAUUUCAGAGCUAUUCUAAAUCUAAGGUUCCUAAAUCAAUUCAUAAUAAAAAAGACCUUUCGUAUGGAGUCAGUAAGAUCAAUCGCACAAGUAUUAAGGCCCGGCGAUUGGAUGGUCAAGAUCGACUUGCAAGACGCCUAUUUACAUAUUCCCAUCGCAGCAAGUCACCAGAAAUAUCUUCGGUUUUAUUCCAUGGGGAUUCAAUACCAGUACAGAGCCCUGCCAU